Molecule: messenger RNA, 6183 nt
Organism: Engraulis encrasicolus (European anchovy)
Lineage: Eukaryota; Metazoa; Chordata; Actinopteri; Clupeiformes; Engraulidae
Gene: dock4a
Product: dedicator of cytokinesis 4
Exons: 52
Coding region: 7-5823 (1938 amino acids)
Biological process (GO): small GTPase-mediated signal transduction; cell chemotaxis
Cellular component (GO): cytoplasm; plasma membrane
Molecular function (GO): guanyl-nucleotide exchange factor activity; small GTPase binding
Source: RefSeq, a predicted model, not a curated record
UUCAAAAUGUGGGUGCCCACCGAGCAGGAGAAAUAUGGCGUUGUGCUGGCAAACUUCAGAGGGCUUGUACAGUUCGGUCUACCUCUUGAGAUCGGAGACACGGUGCAGAUUUUGGAGAAAUGUGAAGGCUGGUACAGAGGAUUCAUAAUUAAAAACCCAGCUGUUAAGGGAAUAUUCCCAAGCUGCUACAUCCAUCUGAAGAAUGCACAUGUCAAGAACAAAGGGCAAUUUGAGACGGUCAUCCCGACGGAGGACUCUGUCAUCACAGAGAUGACGUUGAGCCUGAGGGACUGGGGGGUCAUGUGGAAGCAGCUCUACGUGAAGAAUGAGGGGGAGCUGUUCCACCGGCUGUGGCACGUGAUGAAUGAGAUCCUGGAGCUGCGGCAGCAGGCGUUGGUGGGCCACCUGACCCAGGACUGCAUCAGCACCAUCAAGCAGCACAUCACCGCACGCCUCGACUGGGGCAACGAGCAGCUGGGCCUGGACCUGGUCCCCAGGAGGGACUUCAGCAUGGUGGACCCAGACAACAUCAGCGUCACCGAGCUCUACCAGCUGAUGGAGCGUCGUCACCGGCGUAAGGAGCUGCCCGGGCAGGCCAGCAUGCACCACCUGUUCCUGCAGCUGAAGGGCCUAAUGAGCACCAGCCUCGGGGAGGAGCUGGAGGCCUUCUUCUUCAUCUACGACAGCAGGGAGAGCCGACCAAUCAGUGAGAGGUUCCUAGUUCGCCUGAAUAAGCAAGGAGUUCCGAGUGCGCCUGAGAAGACGGAGAGACAGUGCACUCUGUUUGUGGAUUUGGGGAGUAGCGAUCUUCGAAAAGAUGUUUAUGUUGUAGCUCAUAUUAUUAGAAUCGGGCGGAUGGUGGCGGGGGAGAAGAAGAGUGUGUCUAGUACCCAGUACAGGCGGCCGUUUGGCUGUGCCGUCAUCAGCAUCGCUGACCUCCUCACCCUGGACUCCAAAGACGAACACCUACUGAAGGUCUACGCGUGUAAUGUGGAGAGUGAGUGGUACCAGAUCCAUGAUAACGUCAUUAGGAAGGUCAGCUCCAGAUACAGCCUGGUGGGCUCCAACACGGGUCUGUCGGUGUCUAUGCAGCUGCUGCAUGGCGAUAUGGAUCAGAUUCGUAAGGACUACAUGCGCAUCUUCACACGCAAUGUAUCCAUCACCAAGAGACUCGGCUUCGCAGACGUCAUCAUGCCUGGCGAGAUUAGGAAUGAUCUGUAUGUAACGCUGGAGAGGGGGGAGUUUGAGAAGGGGGGCAAGAGUGUGGCUCGGAACGUGGAGGUCAGCGUGCACGUCCUUGGAUCAGAAGGACAGACUCUAAAGGACCUGGUGUGUGCGGGCUCGGGAGAGCCGGGAGGGGAGCAGCACAGCUCCUUUGUGCUGUACCACAGCAACAGCCCUCGCUGGGCAGAGCAGAUCAAACUGCCCGUCCCCCUGGACCUGUACAGAGGCCUGCACAUACGCUUCGAGUUCAGACACUGCUCCACCAAGGAGAAAGGUGAGAAGAAGAUCUUUGGUUUCUCCUUUGUCCCCUUGAUGCAAGAAGAUGGAGGCAUACUGCAGGAUGGAACCCAUGAGCUCCUCGUCCAUAAGUGUGAGGAUGCCGCAAGUGCGCAGGACGUGGCUCGCUACCUGCGGCUGCCCCAUACUAAAACACAGGUGGCCACCAACAGCCAACCACGCAGCAGCAAAGAGUCCUUCUGGAUAACAUCCUUCCUGUGCUCCACCAAGCUGACGCAGAAUGGUUGUCUACUGGACCUACUAAGGUGGCGAUCGCAGCCAGAGAAGAUCGCGGACUGCUUGGCGAAGCUCAAAGACAUUGACGGCACUGAGAUUGUGAAGUUCCUACAAGACACCCUGGACACUCUGUUUGGUAUUUUGGACCAGAACUCUCAGAGAUACGGAUUGAAAGUGUUCGACUGCUUGGUGUACAUAAUAAAUUUACUGCAGGAUAGUAAAUUUCAACAUUUCAAGCCAGUGAUGAACACCUACAUCGAGGAUCACUUUGCUGGAGCCCUGUCAUACAGGGAUCUCAUCAAACUACUCAAGUGGUACAUUGACCGAAUCAUUGAUGCCGAACAUCACGAACAGAUUCAGCAGGUUCUUAAAGCAGCGGAGUAUAUCUUUAAGUUCAUUGUGCAGUCGCGGAGGCUUUAUGCGGGAGCCACCGGUGGCCAGGGGGAGGAGGAGUUCCGCUGCUCCAUUCAUGAGCUCUUCAAGUCCGUACACCUCUUCCUGUCCCACGAGAGCAAAGGCAUCAGCCCCAUCACUCACACACAGGCCGUGUUCCUGCGCUCCUUCCCCACGGUGUGCUGUGAGCUCCUGAAGGUCUUCCUGGUGCGUGAGGUGGCGGUGCUGGCCCAUGACACCUUGGGCAGCCUGUCCCUCACCGCCCACACAGACUGCCCCCUGCAGGCCGUUAAGCUGCAGUGCAUGGCCAGCACCGUGGAGAGCCCGCUGUACACCAACCAGGAGAGUCGGUGUGUGGUACUGCCAGUCAUCCUGCGCCACCUCCAGCUGCACAUGCAGGAGCAGAGAGACCUGGUCAUGUGUGCUCACAUCCUCACCAGCAUGCUCUCCGCCAGCACCAAGGACAGUACAGGCAGUGGGAAUGCUGCCGCUCCGGAGGAGGUGACCAUCAUCAUGGACAGCAUGGCAGGUGUCCUCCUGAGGACUAUCCUGGAGGUCACCAACUGCCCGCAGCCCGCCGGGACCGCCUUACGCCUGCAGUACCAGGAUGUCACCGGUGAAUUUGUGGCCUGUUUACUGACCCUUCUGAGGCUGCUAAAUGAUAAAGAUUACCAAAGAUUCCUCUCCAGAUACCCCAGCAAAGAAGAGCUUAUGGCUUUUCUCCUGCAGUUAUUCACUGUCUUUGAAAUCCUCAUCCGCCCAGACAUGUUUCCCAAAGAUUGGACCGUUAUGCAGUUAGUCACCAGCAAUGUAAUCAUCACCACUAUACUAUACCUCUCCGACACGCUGAAGAAGAACUUCCUCAAUGACAAGUUUGAUUUCAAGGUGUGGGAGUCCUAUUUUUAUCUGGCCGUGGUCUUCAUCAACCAGCAGUGUCUCCAGCUCGAAAAGUUUCCUCCCUCCAAGCGGAAAAAAGUGCUGGAGAGGUAUGGAGACAUGAGGGUCAUGAUUGGAUGUGAGAUUCUCAGCAUGUGGCAAAGUCUGGAGGAGCACAAGCUGAGCUUCAUCCCGGCCAUGAUCGGCCUCUUCCUGGAGGCCACGCUGGUGCCUCAGCCGGACCUCCGCAACGUCAUGAUCCCCAUCUUCCACGACAUGAUGGACUCCGAGCUCAGCAGGAGCGGCAACUUCAAACAGGUGGAGACCAAGCUGAUUGACAAGCUGGACAGCCUGAUGUCAGAGGGCAAGGGCGACGAGACCUAUAAGGAACUCUUCAACAACAUAAUUCCCCUUUUUGGCCCAUAUCCAAGCCUGCUGAAGAAGAUCGAGAGUGAGACAUGGAGAGAGAGCGGGGUGUCACUCAUCACCACGGUAACUCGACUGAUGGAGCGGCUACUGGACUACAGGGACUGCAUGAAGAUUGGAGAGAUGGAUGGAAAAAGUAUAGGCGGCACCGUCAACCUCCUCAAUUUCUACAAAACAGAACUGAACAAGGAGGAGAUGUACAUCCGUUACAUCCAUAAGCUCUACGACCUGCAUUUCAAAGCACAGAACUACACAGAGGCUGCCUACACGCUGCUGCUGUACGAUGAGCUGCUGGAGUGGAUGGAGCGCCCCCUACGGGAGUUUCUGGGUUACCCCAUGCAGAGCGAGUGGCAGAGAAAGGAAUGUCUCCAUCUCACCAUCAUCCACAACUUUGACCGGGGGAAAUGUUGGGAGAACUGCAUCAUACUGUGUCGAGAGUUGGCCAACCAGUACGAGGCCUACUACGACUACAGAAACCUCAGCAAAAUGAGAAUGAUGGAAGCCUCUCUAUACGACAAAAUCAUGAACCAGCAGAGACUGGAACCAGAGUUUUUCAGAAUCGGGUUCUACGGCAAGAAGUUCCCCUUCUUCUUACGGAAUAAGGAGUUUGUGUGCCGGGGGAAUGACUAUGAGCGCCUGGAAGCCUUCCAGCAGCGAAUGCUGAGCGAGUUCCCCCACGCCAUCGCCAUGCAGCAUGCUAACCCGCCAGACCAGACCAUUCUGCAGGCCGAGGCGCAGUACCUGCAGAUCUAUGCAGUGAGCCCGGUGCCCGAGGGCCAGGACGUGCUCCAGAGGGACGGGGUGCCCAACAACAUCAAGAGCUUCUACAAGGUCAACCACAUCUGGAAGUUCCGUUACGACCGCCCCUUCCACAAAGGCACCAAAGACAAGGAGAACGAGUUCAAGAGCUUGUGGGUGGAGCGCACUACUCUGACUCUGGCCCAGAGCCUGCCCGGAAUCUCUCGCUGGUUCGAGGUGGACAAGAGGGACUUGGUGGAGAUGAGCCCGCUGGAGAACGCCACAGAGGUCAUUGAGAACAAGAACCUGCAGCUGCGGACGCUGAUUGCGCAGUGCCAGACGCGACAGAUGCAGAACAGCAACCCGCUCACCAUGUGCCUCAACGGGGUCAUCGACGCCGCCGUCAACGGGGGACUGGCGCGCUACCAGGAGGCUUUCUUUGCGAAAGACUACAUCGCAAACCACCCUCAGGACUCAGAUAAGAUCACUCGUCUGAGAGAGCUGAUGUUUGAGCAGGCCCAUAUCCUAGAGUUUGGUUUGGCUGUGCAUGAGAAGUUUGUGCCGCACGACAUGCGGCCUCUGCACAAAAAGCUGGUGGACCAGUUUCACAUGAUGCGUUCCAGCCUUGGUCUACAGCCCCAGGAGUUCAAUGUGCUGGUGCGUGCCAGUCCCAUGCACUUUGGCAGCGGAAGCCCACGCAACUGCCGGACGCCCGUGCCCAACGCCAUUAGCCCCGACGGCUCUCGCAUGGUCAUGAGACGGAGCCCCCUGACCUAUCCAGCUGUCAACCGCUACAGCUCAUCCUCGCUGUCCUCGCAGGCCUCCAAUGAGGUCAGCAACAUCACGGGCCAAUCAGAGAGCUCGGAUGAAGUCUUCAACAUGCAACCCAGCCCCUCUACCUCCAGCCUGAGCUCCAACCAGUCUGGCUCCACACACGUCAACAGCUCAGGGCCUUCCAGCAACAGAGCUUCUCCACUGCCAACAGAUAAACACAAACACUCCAGAGACAACCUAUGUCUCUCUCCACGAGACCGACUAUGCACUGGUGUAUUCCCCAGCCCCCUGGACCCCGCCGGAAGAACAUUGCCUCUCCAGAUUGUAGAAUCUACAGUGUCCCGCGCCGAAGCAAACCUCCCAACACUAGAGAAAGGAGCAGGCUCUCUGGCCUUGGGGACCAGGUCAUAUUCACCCAUGCCUUCAAACAAGUCUCCCCAAAAGACCUCCAUGCCUCCCUUGACCCCUUCGCCCAUCGAGAGCCUGCCCCCUGGUGGCCUGCUGCUGCACUCUCCUGCGCGCUCCGGCAGCUGUAGCAGCGGCAUCUCCUCUCUGAGCCGCUGCAGCGUGUCGGACACGUGCGGCAUGGAGCCGGGGUCCAGCGACUCCCCAGUGCCCCUGCCCCUGCCGCUGCCCGUCCCCUUGCCCACCCUGGAGGAGCCCAUGGUGCGGCGCGGCAGCAAGACGCCGCCUCCCUACAGCGUCUACGAGCGCAACAACCCCAACCGCCGCACCACCCCGCUGCCCCACAGCCUCUCUGUGCCCCCCGCCGUGGACCCCGCGUUGGGUCUGCCGCCCAAGCCGCAUCUCAACCGCAGCCUGCGACUGCACUCUGAACCGCGGCCGCGGACAGUCCCCCGCAAAGUCUCGCAGCUAUAACAGGGGCAAACGCACCGCAUGGCAUGGCAUCAUAGGAGAUUCUAAGAUUGUUGUUUUACACUGCUGUAUACACACACACACACACACACACACACACACACACACACACACACACACACACAUACACACACACACGUCACAGCCGUAACCUUGAGAAGGAGCGGGUGCGGAGGUCCGUGUGGUCAGGCACAAGCAAGCACACUACUACCUGUUUUUGGUGUGCCGUUGUGUUCGCAGCCUUUUUAUGUCAUGGUUCGAACUGGGGGCUUUAAAAAAAAAAACUGUCUGAAGUACUUUUAGGAGCCAUGAAGAGAUUCAACACAACUGGAUAAGAUUAUCUGCAUUUAAAAAACUAAUGAA